AUGGGUUCUUAUAGGUGCCAAUGUGAUAAAGCAACAAGUAAUAGUAGCUUCUAUCCGCAUAACUGCAGCAUGUGUAGAAUGACUUGUUCAAAAGGUGGAUUUUGUGUAAUAGGACCUGACUUUAGGGAAUAUUGCAAGUGCCCACCCCCUGAAAUAGAUCCAUACUGUUCCGGUGCAGCUCUCCCAUUAAAUACAAUUCUUGGUGCAGCCGUGGCUGCCGGUGCGAGUGUUAUAAUUAUAUCCUUAAUCGUGGGUUAUUUUUUCUAUCAACGGCAUCAAAGUAGGCUAAGGAUUACAAGACAGGAUUACAAGCGCGAUCAAAGCAUAAUCGCAGCUUGUACCAACAAAGCAGCAACAGUGUUUACUUAUUUUAUUACUGCAGGUACUUUUACACAAAUGAUACGUGAUUGGUUCAUAACCUGGAUUGUUGAAAUUCAUAGUGCUAUCGUACCGUAG
Trichoplax adhaerens is the source of this 456-nucleotide messenger RNA. RefSeq lists its product as uncharacterized. The transcript has 5 exons. NCBI's taxonomy places the organism in Eukaryota, Metazoa, Placozoa, Uniplacotomia, Trichoplacea, Trichoplacidae. The coding region runs from base 1 to 456 and encodes 151 amino acids. The record is from RefSeq and is a predicted model, not a curated record.